AUGUAUUGUGACAACCAAGCUGCAGUUUACAUUGCCAGUAACCCGGUCUUCCAUGAGAGGACCAAACACAUAGAGGUGGAUUGUCAUUUCGUUCGUGAUACUGUUCUGAAGAAGCUGAUUGAGAUUCUGUUUGUUCCGUCGACGGAUCAGUUAGCUGACAUGUUUACUAAGUCCUUGUUUACACCUAGCUUUUGCAGUGGUUGUACCAAGCUGAGCAUGGGAAUCUGGGAUUGUAACAUUAAAAAGGUUAUUGAUGCUUGUUCAGCCCCCGGAAACAAAACUGUUCACCUUGCAGCUCUCAUGAGAGGGAAAGGGAAGAUUAUAGCAUGUGAACUUAAUAAGGAAAGGGUCAAACGUUUGGAAGACACUAUCAGACGGUCUGGCGCUCCUAAUGUGGAAGUUUUGCAUGGGGACUUCUUAAAUUUAAACCCGAAAGAUCCCUUGUAUUCAAAGGUAAGGGCCAUUCUCCUAGAUCCUUCUUGCUCUGGAUCUGGUACUGCUGCUGACAGAUUGGAUCAUCUACUCCCAUCACAAACAAAAGGUCAUUCUGUGGUUGCUGUUGAUACUGAGAGGGUAAGGAAACUUGCUGCUUUUCAAAGAAAGGCUCUGUCGCAUGCGUUAUCCUUUCCAGCAGUUGAGAGAGUUGUUUAUAGCACUUGCUCCAUCCACCAGAUGGAAAAUGAAGAUGUGAUCAACUCAGUUCUACCACUCGCCCAAUCCUAUGGUUUUCAGCUAACCACACUACUUCCUCAGUGGCCUUGUCGUGGGCUACCCGUCUUCGAGGGCUCUGAGCAUUUGCUGCGAACAGAUCCCAUCCAAGACAUGGAAGGCUUUUUUAUCGCUCUAUUCGUCAGAGAAAAUAAGCAAAUGAAGAGUAAUGGCAUUUGUUCUGAAGAGGUUAAGAAUGAACCAUUGCACCUGCGAAAGAGAAAGAGAACCCUUCCAUAUAUUUUCUCCAGAAUGUCCAAAAUCAUGUUGUAUACCCACCAUAUCAGAUGGAAAAUUUCUGGUACUAACUGAUGAAUUCCUACAUGAACUAUUGGUGAAUUAAUGAUUUUUCUUCUUCUGCA
Molecule: messenger RNA, 1070 nt
Organism: Macadamia integrifolia
Lineage: Eukaryota; Viridiplantae; Streptophyta; Magnoliopsida; Proteales; Proteaceae
Product: 25S rRNA (cytosine-C(5))-methyltransferase NSUN5-like
Exons: 8
Coding region: 1-1020 (339 amino acids)
Biological process (GO): rRNA base methylation
Cellular component (GO): nucleolus
Molecular function (GO): methyltransferase activity
Source: RefSeq, a predicted model, not a curated record